AUGAAAGCAGUUAUCUACACCGGCGACAGAAAGAUCACGGUCGAAGACCGCCCGAAACCAAUCAUUCUGGAACCCAGCGACGCCAUCGUCAAGGUCCUUCAUACCACUAUAUGCGGGACAGACCUGCACAUUCUCCAAGGCCAUGUCCCGUCAUGCACUCCAGGCCGCAUCCUCGGCCACGAAGGAGUGGGCGUCAUCGACUCUCUCGGCGUCGCCGUCACAUACUUCGCCGUCAGCCAGGCCGUGCUCGUCUCCUGCAUCACGUCCUGCGGGACCUGCCAUUACUGCCGCAGGAAGAUGCCGUCUCAAUGUGAAUCGGCGGAUGGAUUCUUGGAAAUCGGAUCGAUGGCACACAGGCCGAAGAGCAUCGACCCGAAAGUCGCUGUUACCCUGUCGGAUACGGUCCCGACUUCUUAUGAAUGUGGGAUCCUGAAUGGUGAGAUUCAGCCCGGGUCGACCAUCGCGAUUAUCGGAACUGGUCCGAUCGGAUUGAUGAUCCUCCAGAUGGCGAGGAAUCUGUUCGGUCCGGCCAUGACGGUGGUCGUGGGAAGGGGUCAGCCCAGGCUGGAGACGGCCAAGUCCAUGGGUGCGGAUCAUACACUCAGUGUUCUCAACGGGCAGGAAGCUGUGAUUUCUUCGGCUCUGGCGGUGACCAAGGAGCGAGGGUUCGAUGUGGUUAUCGAAGCAGUGGGGACUGUUGAAUCUUUUGAGAUUGCGCAGGCUCUGGUAGGCGCUGGGGGGACCAUCGCCAGUCUGGGUGUCUUUGGAGAAUCGUGCCCGCUUCACCUGCAGAAGUUGUGGAAUCGCAAUAUUUGCCUGAGGACUCGGCUAAUUGAUGCUGUCACUACCCCCGAUUUACUGAGAAUGGUAGAGUCUGGUGGCAUCGGUCCUCAUUUUCUGGUCUCGCACAGCUUCACAUUCGAAGAUAUUCACGACGCCUACGAAGCGUUCGAGGUGUCCUCCAAGCAUGGAGCCCUCAAGGUGGUAAUAACCAUGCCUGAGCCUACUACGAAUGGCUCUUCAUAG
Molecule: messenger RNA, 1026 nt
Organism: Aspergillus thermomutatus
Lineage: Eukaryota; Fungi; Ascomycota; Eurotiomycetes; Eurotiales; Aspergillaceae
Product: putative zinc-containing alcohol dehydrogenase
Exons: 4
Coding region: 1-1026 (341 amino acids)
Molecular function (GO): oxidoreductase activity; zinc ion binding
Source: RefSeq, a predicted model, not a curated record